Molecule: messenger RNA, 1405 nt
Organism: Aethina tumida (small hive beetle)
Lineage: Eukaryota; Metazoa; Arthropoda; Insecta; Coleoptera; Nitidulidae
Product: D-beta-hydroxybutyrate dehydrogenase, mitochondrial
Exons: 4
Coding region: 68-1249 (393 amino acids)
Source: RefSeq, a predicted model, not a curated record
GGCGUUUAACAGAGGCCUUUGCCCGGGUUUUUAGAACAGUCGGUGUAAGCAUACGAUUCGAUCGACCAUGAGUGGGCCUUUCAAAAGAAGACCAUCCCUUAAAACCAUACCAAAUGUAGGGAUAAUACAUCCAUCAGCCGCCCUAAGAAGAAAGUCAUCAGUAACAUUAGCACCAGUACCCGCUUCUCAACAAGAAGUACCAUGGGAUGUACUUGAUCGUUGUUUUAUGCCCAUAGUAUUUUGUCAUGCGGCCGCUAUUGUUUUAAGUACAUUACUUAACGUGUUAAACAUAUCGCAAGUGUCCACGUUAACGUUAUUUAUUUGGUUUUCGAUAACUACUAUAGCGGCUGUGCUCUUUUAUCACAAUCUUAAGAUCACUGUUGCGGGAAAAGCUAUUCUCGUAACUGGAUGUGAUUCCCGAAUUGGCAGUACCCUCGCCCGACAUCUUGACGAACAGGGAUUUACAGUUUUCGCCGGUUUCCAGGAUUUAGCAAAUAGUCCCCAUGCUGAUGAACUGAAGGAAGAAUGCUCAGGGCGGUUGCACGUUUUGCAGCUAGAUGUCUCUUCUGAAACUGAAAUCCUGGCAGCAUCCCUCUAUGCUGUGGAACAUUUGCCCGACGGGGCUCCAGGACUUUGGGCUGUUAUUCAUGCGGCUUCGUGGGUGGCACUUGGCGAAAUCGAGUGGAUACCUCCCCAGGUUAUCAAAAAAGCAACUGAUAUUAACCUACUAGGACCCACUCGAGUUAAUCAAAUAAUGCUCCCACUGAUCCGCCGCGCUCGUGGUCGUAUCAUCAUGUUAACAUCUGGUUUAUGCAAAGUGGCGACUCCGGUUAGAGGUAUUCAUUGCGCCAUCCUUGCCGCCCUCGAAUCACAGGCUGAGUGUCUCAGAAAGGAAUUGAGACCUCGUGGCGUGGAUGUAGUUGUGGUGGCCGCUGGAGAAUACACCUCGGGCAAUUCAUGGCUCUCCGAUGAAACUAUUGUUGAACAGGCCAAGGAAAUGUGGGCGCAGCUUUGCUCAGAACAACGGACCAGUUACGGCAAGGAUUACUUUGAAACUGCCAUCAGAAGUUUGGAAAAAUAUACGAAACCUCAGGAAGCUGACCUAUCAUCUGUUCUGAAAGCUCUAAAUGAUGCAGUAAUCCGUACGUUCCCACUUCCAAGAUACACACCUGUUUCUAGAAAAGAAAAGUUACAAGCAUUUAUAGCGGACCAUUUGCCCCGUGCAGUAUACGACGUUAUCUACUCCUAAGUAUGAACGAACAUUUAGAGUGUUAACAUAAAUUAUUCUUUGUUUCUCGAUUAUUGUGUGUGACGAUAGAUUUAGUUGUCAUAAAAUGUAUCUAAUUAGGAUUAUAAUAAAAUAGUAUUUUGAUUAAAAUAUUUAGAUAAAUUUGAGUUACUUAUA